AUGGUGGGGGCUUUCUCUGCUGUGGGUUCAUCAAUGGUUGAUUCUCAUACUCGUUCAUGCCUGUGUUUGGAUGUGAUGCCUUCAAGAAAUUUGAGGAGGGGAGAUUGGAUUUUUCCUAGGAAUUCGAUGGGUAGAAAGCAUAGGCCUCGUCCAGGUUCAUUGGAUAUGAGCAGCUCAUUUCUUGAUUAUUCUUCAGUGAAGGCUCUUUCAGUCACCAAGAAUUUGAAAAAACAGAAUAAAAUGAGGAGUGUGAUUGUGGAUGAAUUGGCUGGACAGUAUGAAGACAAUUUUGGAGAUGUCACCUCUCAAAUUCUCAACUAUUUCACUUACAAAGCCGUGAGGACUGUCUUAAACCAGCUUUAUGAGAUGAACCCUCCACAAUACCGAUGGUUUUAUGAUUAUGUUGCAACAAAUGAGCAUGGUUAUGGAAAGCGCUUCCUUCGUAACCUUGGAAAGGAGAAGCACGAGCUUGCUGAAAGAGUAAUGGUUACACGCCUUAACCUGUAUGGAAAAUGGAUAAAGAAAUGUGAUCACGCUGCAAUAUACAAAAGGAUCUCCGAUCAAAAUUUGGAGUUGAUGCGCGAACGCCUCAUUGAGACUGUGAUAUGGCCGUCUGAUGACACAAACACAGAGAUACGGACGGCAUUGUCAAAACUUCAGGAAUUCUGUAAAGGCUUUUAUAUGAAGAAGGAUACAUGA
This is a messenger RNA of Fraxinus pennsylvanica, 699 nucleotides long. The record is from the annotation of a GenBank genome assembly. Lineage: Eukaryota; Viridiplantae; Streptophyta; Magnoliopsida; Lamiales; Oleaceae.